AUGACUGACUUAAGGCGGAACAAAGCUCAACGGGAGGAGCUGGACUCCAUCCUCUUUAUUUUUGAAAAAAUUCUGCAACUUCUACCUGAGAAAAUCAACAGUCGAUGGCAGUUUCACAGUAUAGGUUCUAUACUCAAAAAACUUUUGCACACUGGAAACUCUUUCAAGAUCCGCUGUGAGGGCAUGCGUCUGUUCCUGCUCUGGCUGCAGGCUCUGCAGAGUAACUGUGCUGAAGAACAGCUCCUCAUCUUCGCCUGUCUGAUCCCAGAUUCCCUGCUGUACCCUCAUCCAGCAGGACCCUGCACACUGGACACCAUCAUAUACAACCCCUUUUCCAACCCGCCUGAUGCCAAGAUUGUGCCAGAGGAGAUCACCCCGCUGGUGCCUGCGCUCGAGAAGGUGGCAGAAGACCACACCUGCUCCGUCCUCCAGAUUGUGCUAAAGGUCAUGGUUCUCCAGGCAUCCAGCUUGGACUGGAAAAACAAAGAGAGCCAGGACAUGGGCUUCAGAUUUCUCUUUUCCCUCUUCAAGAAGUACUACCUGUCGCACCUCUUCCCCUCUUUCACAAAACAAACCAACCUCUACAAGCCACAGUUAGAUCUUCCCAUUAACAGACCAAAGCCUCUCUACGUUCCUGAGACGCGUAACAGUGAGAGCACAUACUGCACUAGGGAUCAAUACCUGGCUCCCCGCGUGGCCUUCAUCACGUGGCUUGUUAACUUCUUCCUGGAGAAGAAGUAUGUGAACUCGGCCACGAGCAGCUCUAAGAACGGAGGAGAGGUCCUUCCUAAGAUCAUCCAGACUGUGACUGCGGGUGGGAUCAGUCAGGAGAAGAGCGCAGACUCUGAGCCCAAUGGUCCUGUGGAACAGGAGAAGAAUCACUCGAACAGCAGCACGCUGUCAGACCGCAGGGGCAGUAACUCCAGUCUGUGUAGCAUCGAGGAGGAGCAUCGCGCCGUCUACGACAUGGUGCAGUCCAUCCUGCUCUCCACACGAGACAACGUCAAUUUCGUCAAUGAGGUCUUCCAUCAGGCUUUCCUGCUGCCAGCCUGUGAAGCUUCAGCCACUCGCAAGGUGAUCAAAGUCUACAGGAAGUGGUUUCUGCAGAAACCCAAUUUCAUGGCUGAGCCAGAGCGAAGCCAGGAGGAAGAUGGAGAGGAAGAGCACCUCAUAUCUGAGACGGACAGUGCACACGUGCAGGUCUUGGAGACUCAUGGGCAUAAACGCUCGUCCAGUUGGGGGCGCACUUACUCCUUCAGCAAUGCCAUCAGCAGAGGCUGUCUGACUGAAGAACAGAACCAGGACGUGAAAGCUGGCGUCCAGCCCACCCUGCAGGUGUUCCUGACAAACUCUGCCAACGUGUUCCUGUUGGAGCCGUGUCAGGAUGUGCCCAAGCUGCUGGAGAACCAGCUAGAGGUGUGCCGAGCUGUGCUCAGCGUCUACCGUCACAUUAUUAUGGAGCAAAACAUGAACCGCGCCCGACCUGACGAUCUUCGUGGCGUGGGUGCGGUCCAACCUGACUGUGUUAUCUCUCGUGAGCUUUGGGACGAGCUGCUGGCUGUGCUGUCCUCUCUCAGCCACUGGGAGGAGCUGGUGUUCGAGUGGGCCAGCAUCAUGGACUCUCUCACCGCAGUACUGGCCCGUCACGUCUACGGCCUGGACCUCCACAACCUACCACUGGACAAACUCUCAGAGCAGAAGGAAAAGAAGCAGCGUGGCAGGGGCCUCACCAUUGCUUGCCGUCAUGAGUUCCAAUGGCUGACGGAAGCUCCAGGCGAUGUGUUGAACGCGAUGAUUAGGUGGUGCUCACCACGCUUCUUCUUCCUGGGCCUGCCGGGCUUCACCAUGCUGGUGGGGGACUUCAUCACGGCGGCUGCUCGUGUCCUCAACACUGAUUCCUUUGAGGCUCCACGGAUCGAGGCUCAGACAGUUCUUGGUUCGCUGGUGUGCUUCCCUAACCUGUAUCAACAGAUCCCCUCUUUGCAGUCUGUUCCCGGAUCUGAGGAUAUCGUAGUUGGCAAAGAGGACAUGAAGGACUACCUUGUGAACAUCCUUUUGAAGACGGCACGCAAUGAGACACUGAUAUGUUUUAGGUGUGUAGCAAUCUGCAGUCUGGGGCUGUGGGUGUGUGAGGAGCUGAGGCAGACAGAAACUCACCAUCAGGUCAAAGAUGCCAUUAAUGUCCUGGGCGUCACGUUGAAGUUUGGAAAUAAGGUGGUGGCCAGUGUGGCCUGUGACAUCUUUCAGCUACUGAUUUCUCACUGGCAGCACUUACAGAGACUGGAUCCGUCCCUUCCAAAAAGAAUUAUAGAGAUUUUUGUAGCAACCAUAGCAUUUCUUCUGCCCAGUGCUGAACACUCAACAGUUGAGGCAGAUAAAAAGUUAAUGGUGUCUCUACUGCUGUGCCUGCUGGACUGGUGCAUGGCCGUACCUCUCUCCAUCCUGCUGGAGCCCAUCACUAUGCCUGUGCUGGAUGACCCCGCAUCGCAGAAAGCCCCUCUACUCGACUACAUUUACAGGGUGCUGCACACUUGUGUAUCAGGGUCUAAUCUGCACACUCAGCAGAGUCACUACCUCCUCAGCCUCGCUGAUCUGUCGACAGACUAUGAACCCUUCCUUACUUUAGGCAAUGUCAAGAGUUUUGAACCACCACCCAUACACAAUGUCAUGGGAGACUUCGGAAAUCUCCUCACUGUGGCUGAAGAAAAGAAAAGGAGAAGCCUGGAGCUGAUUCCUCUGACCGCUCGGAUGGUAAUGACACACCUGGUCAAUCAUUUGGGCCACCAUCCUCUCAGUGGCGGCCCUGCCCUCUUAAACAGCCUGGUCAGUGAGAACCACGACAACCCCUACGUAGAAUCUUCUGAGCUCUCCUCUGAAGUCUUCAAAAGCCCCAAUCUACAGCUCUUUGUGUUCAAUGACAGCACACUGGUCUCAUGCCUGCAGAUCCCUUCUGACAGUUCUAGCAUGGCCCAAGUAAGUGCCAACCCGAGGGAUCAUUCCUCUGAUGUCCGCGUCAUCGUCAGGGACAUCUCGGGAAAGUACUCGUGGGACGGCGGUGUACUGUUCCGCACUUUGGAUGGAACUGGCUUGAGUUCUGGUGGCAGCAAAGAUCAGUUGUCACACAGCGCCACUCACUCUGAAAAGCAGGGCUCUGUGCGCUCCAGUAAAUGCUCCUCUGAGCUGGAAGUGGAAGAUGGCGUGGAUGUGUUGGACCAGCUACUGGAAGUCCUUGGAUACAGCAGCCCUGAGUGCCUGCCGCAGCCCCAGCUGAGGCUCACCCAGCCGCCCUCUCCACCCAUCGGCAUGAACCCUGACAUGGAAGGGCUCAUCAUGGAUGCCAUCCACAGACAGGCCAGGCAGGAGGAUGAGGAGCUGGCCCGGCGACAGACUGAAGACCCCAGCAUCAGAGCAGAGAGGCAGAGAGAGCCCACGCACCACGAGCCAAAAUCUCCUUUUUACCUCUGCAGACUUCUCCUCAAUGACCUCGGCAUGAACUCAUGGGAUCGCAGAAAAAGCUUUCAUCUUCUAAAGAAGAACUCCAAGCUCUUGAGAGAGCUGAAGAAUUUGGACUCAAGGCAAUGUCGAGAGACGCACAAGAUUGCAGUGUUCUACAUUGGAGAGGCCAGGAGGACAAAAUGCUCCAUUCUGUCCAACACGGAGGGCAGUCAGGCUUAUGAGGACUUUGUCUCUGGGCUGGGAUGGGAGGUGAAUCUGGCCACUCACUGUGGGUUUAUGGGUGGUUUGCAGAGAAACGGCAGCACAGGUAGCACAGCACCAUAUUACGCUACAUCCAACAUGGAGGUCAUCUUCCAUGUGUCGACUCGCAUGCCUUCUGACUCAGAUGACUCCAUCACCAAAAAGCUUCGUCACUUGGGAAACGAUGAAGUGCACAUUGUGUGGUCGGAGCACACUCGGGAUUACAGGCGAGGAAUCAUUCCCACCGACUUCGGAGAUGUCCUCAUCAUCAUCUACCCCAUGAAAAACCACAUGUUCUUUGUUCAGAUCAUGAAAAAACCCCAGGUUCCUUUCUUUGGGCCUCUGUUCGACGGGGCGAUAGUGACUGGAACACUGUUGCCGAGUCUAGUGCGGGCCACGUGCAUCAAUGCGAGCAGGGCUGUGAAGUCUCGACUGCCGCUUUACCAGAGUUUUUAUGAGGAGAGGGCUCUCUACCUGGAGGCCAUCAUUCAGAACCACAAGGAGAACAUGACCUUUGAGGACUUUGCUGCCCAGGUCUUCUCACCUUCCCCCAGCUACUGGCCAACGGGAGGUGCAGGUUCCCUCAGCUGCAGCACGAGUGCUGACCUCGGUGUUACUGUGACGGCCAACGACUCCAGCGACCAGGUCUCGCCCACUUUACCCCGCGCCUCUAAGAACCGGGUUUCCGGAAAGCUCCGCCGCUCAGCCAGCGCCAUCAGCAAGUCCUCUAACUGAACACUUCCGCCGGCCGUCAGACUGCAUUGUCCUUAAACUUUGUGGAUGAAUGUAUCAUUUGACCGUAAUGUUUUCCACCUGUCAUUUUUUUCCUUUUUGAAGCCGAGUAGCAGUGAAAGAUGCAACUGUUGUCACAAACUUAUGUAGCUUCACCUGUCGUGAAGAAAGAGAAACUGCAAUUACGCUGAAGUUAAUCUUCAAAUGUGAAAUUCAUUGCAAUUUUCUAAAUAAUGCUGCAUUUGGACUGGAUUUACGCAUUCGGAUCUAUUAUUGUCCCAAAAAUGUCCUUACGACUGAGUAGCAACUGAAUAAUAGGAAACAUUUCAAAAACCCUGAGGCUUUAGCUGGUUUUUAAUACUCUCAUUGUCCAGUUCUUUGAGCUUUUCUUCAUGUCAAACACUGAAAACCCAAUCACUGAUGCAUGUGGGAGAGACUCGUCCCAGCACUGAGAUGCACUUUUGAAUCAUCAAAAAAAGAGAGUCUUCUUUUACUACUUUCAUAAUGUACUGAGUGAUGCCUAAAGUGCAACAGACUGCAAUAAAAUCACGAUUUCUUUUGUUAUUAUGAUUUACUUUUAAGUGAUUCGUUUGAUUAUUUUAUGGAACGUAUUUAUGCAACAUGCUGAAUCGAGAAGGCUCCCAUUGUUUGUGAUUCUGUCGAGGUGUAGCACGAAGGUUGAGCUUCUUAAUUUGAGAAUUGAACGUCUCCCAUUCCUGUCAUGUAAAUCUACUCCAACAUUCCAAUGUUUUUGCACUCACUCAGUGGUGAAGAUGCCGUAGAUCGAUGUUUGUUCCGUUCUUCCCUCUGUAUUUGGAUGUGCAUUGCUUUUAUUUGGAUUUGAUUUGAUUAUAUAUAUAUAUUUGUUUCAUGUUGUGUGUGUAUAGAUAUAGAUAUAUGUGGAGAAAUAUCUGCCAUCGUACUAUUCCUGACUAAACGGAGGAAAAGCCUCCAGCGCCUCAGGUGAAGCUGAUGCCUGCACUGGCUGCUUGUGAAGGGAGCUGUUCACAGUGCCUGUGUAACACCUGUCCGGAUUUUCAGAGUUUUGGUGUUUUCUUUGUGGUUUCUGCCGUCAUUUAAUUGAUCCCACACUUCCUACAUGGAGAGCAGCAUGUUUUCCCGACGAGUCUUACAUUUCACUGGAGUAAAUUGAAUGAGAUUGUCUGCGUUUUGUGAGAGCUGGUUCUGUCUGAUUAGAUGCUGGAUGGGAGUUCUUUUCCAGCUGCUUCCCUGAUCCCGCGUGCCUCUCCGAGUGCCCUUUACCGUACCAGCAGCAUGCCAGUGCUUCUCUCUCUCUCUCUCUCUCUCUCUCUCUCUCUCUCUCUCUCUCUCUUCUGCCAACGCCCUGCCGCCCCUCUCUGUUCCUGUAGAGACCCACCUUGGUUGUCAUGGAGGCCAGGUGUUACACACGCUGCAGGCUCCGCCCAGGCUGCAACAGGACACAUGUUGCACUAUUUUGCCUUACCUGUACACUUGUCUUUGUCUCGCUUCGCCUGAUACUUUUUCUCUCUUCUAAAUGCUAAGCACCAUGCUCUGAAUGAAAAACGCUGACGAAUGUAUGCAAACCCACAGCCCAGAUUCCACCUGAAAUCUCAACUCAGAUGAUGGGAUUUUAAAUGAGCUUUGGGUUGAAAAUACUGCAACUGGCCUAACUUCUGUUUGAUCAUGACAUGUUCGUUGUAGACUUUGUUGUUAACCUUGUAUAUUGUGUCUCUCUUUUUUUCUGUUCUUUUUUUCUUUCUUUGAAUGUUCUAAAUUCUGAAGGGUAUAAAUAUAUUAAUGCCUGUAAUAUAUUCUUUGUAUAAGAUAUUGAAGAUAAGGAAGCUUGAAGAUUUUGUCAUGACUUGUUAACAUAUCAGACUGUUUUUAAUAGAAGUAAUCGCUUUAUCUUUACUAGAAAUGUGAAGAAAUCGAAACAAUUCAUUAAAUCGAUUUGAAGUUCAUGUUUAUA
Molecule: messenger RNA, 6379 nt
Organism: Cyprinus carpio (common carp)
Lineage: Eukaryota; Metazoa; Chordata; Actinopteri; Cypriniformes; Cyprinidae
Product: ral GTPase-activating protein subunit alpha-2-like
Biological process (GO): regulation of small GTPase mediated signal transduction; positive regulation of GTPase activity
Cellular component (GO): nucleus; cytoplasm
Molecular function (GO): GTPase activator activity
Source: RefSeq, a predicted model, not a curated record